AUGGAAAUGGAGAGUCGAACCCCAUUUCAGUCCUCCGGUCUCGUGUGGUACCGAUUCCAGCAGAAACAAUCAAGACUCGCUAUGUUGCCGACAGAACUCUUGGAGAUGGUCGUUGGUUUUCUUGUGGCCGAACCCAAUGGAGCCUCAGCUGCGAGCGACGAGAGACUGAAGAGUCAACGGGACUUGUUCGCACUCUCGUUGGUUUGCAGAGAGUUUACCCAAAUCGCAAGUUCCGAGCUGUACAAGGUCGCACAGGUCGUACACAUUGCGACAGACGCAGGCUUAGAGUCCUUCCUCCGAACCGUGGCUCGUCGAAGGGACGUGGCGCAAAUUACCCAAACACUGUCUCUAAAAUUCAAACUCUGCGGCGACAAUCUUUCGGGGCCAAAGAAUCACGACCUCUGUUCCAUGAUAUACGAGAUUCUCUACUUGACAAAGGGAGUGAAGCUGCUGGAACUCGAUCUCAAGGAAUGCACCUGUUGUGUCAGGAACAGCAGCCCACAACAUCUUAGCACCGGCUACGACAGCCUUGCCGAAUCACUGGCCAACCGCCUACGUGAUGAGACGAACUUGAGUCUCGGAGAUCGAACAUUCCUACCAGGUCUCCGUGAUCUUCGCUAUGAUAGGAAUGGGCCGUGCAUUGCCAGUGCGUAUCCUGUGUACUUGGUGUUCGCUCUACUCCGUCAAUUGAACGAAGGUCGAGAUGCCUUGAGUAUACAGGAGGUUAUUGAUGAUAUUCUCCUCUAA
Diaporthe batatas is the source of this 747-nucleotide messenger RNA. RefSeq lists its product as uncharacterized. Lineage: Eukaryota; Fungi; Ascomycota; Sordariomycetes; Diaporthales; Diaporthaceae. The transcript is spliced from 2 exons. The record is from RefSeq and is a predicted model, not a curated record. Bases 1 to 747 code for a protein of 248 amino acids.